Molecule: messenger RNA, 1062 nt
Organism: Hypanus sabinus (Atlantic stingray)
Lineage: Eukaryota; Metazoa; Chordata; Chondrichthyes; Myliobatiformes; Dasyatidae
Product: general transcription factor II-I repeat domain-containing protein 2-like
Exons: 2
Coding region: 154-756 (200 amino acids)
Source: RefSeq, a predicted model, not a curated record
ACCGCUACAACGUGUUUUUAUCGCUGGCUGUCCAGACGGAAGGUGCUGAAACGCUUUGUCGCGUGUCUGGAAGAAGUGAAAACUUUCCUGGGCAGCAAAGGGCUCACCUUUCCUGAGCUGGAACAGCCAGAGUGGCUGGAAAAGCUACACUUCAUGGUAGACAUGACAGCGCACCUGAACACGCUGAACACAGCUCUUCAGGGGAAAGGACGUACAGCCCUGCACAUGUUGGAGGAUGUUUUGGCAUUCGAGCGCAAGUUGACAGUGCUUGCCAGAGAUUUACAGAAAGGCACUUUGUCUCACUUCCCCAAUUUGAGAGAGUUCAAACAAGGUCACGACAUGAUAAUUUCGGAGUAUUUACAUUCUGCAAUCAUCGCAAUGCAAACAUCGUUUGGGAAACGCUUCUGUGAGUUCAGAGAGGAAAAAAACACAUUAUCCUUCCCGGUCACUCCCUUAAGCAUCGAUCCUUCCCUACUGAAUACGACUGCAUUGGCAGGUGUGAGUCAACCUGAUCUUGAGAUGGAACUGGCCGACAUAGCCGACAAAGACAUAUGGGUGUCCAAGUUUAGACGCUUGACAGCAGACCUUGAAGAUGUUGCCCGUCAGAAGGCCGUUCUUGCUCAGAAACACAAAUGGAGUGAUAUUGAAAACCUCACAGAUGACAGCUUGCGAUCCUGUGUAAAGAUGAAGGUGACAUCAUACAGCCCUGAUGUGCAGACGCUGUGCGCUGAGGUCCAGGAGCAGAAAUCCCAUUAACCAAGAUGACAGCUGGCUGACGUUAUUUUUGGUUUGCUGCUGGCGGAAAAUUUAAGUUCGGCGUUUUUCAUAAAUACAAGAAGGACUCAAAUAGACAUUGAAUAUUUUACUUAAAAGUAACUUUCAACCCAACGUCUUUUUUUCGGAGUUCAAAAUGUUUUUGUUGCAUGCAGAAAUGUAAUUUCGUUUUCUCUGCAGGAGUUCAUCAAUUUCAUAAAUGCAACACAUUAUAGUUUGUUUAUACAUAGCAUAAAGGCAAAAAAAACGUUGUAUGCAGUGUUAUUUCAUUUUAAAUGUCAAACGGGU